Messenger RNA from Alligator sinensis (Chinese alligator), 5183 nucleotides. RefSeq names its product family with sequence similarity 184 member A (gene FAM184A). The record is from RefSeq and is a predicted model, not a curated record. Lineage: Eukaryota; Metazoa; Chordata; Crocodylia; Alligatoridae. The coding region runs from base 221 to 3322 and encodes 1033 amino acids. The transcript is spliced from 19 exons.
CAUCGACAUAGGACCAUAUGUAAUAUAUGCUUUGAACACUAAAAAUGAUGAACAUGAAGCUGCCAUUCAAGCUCUUAAGGAUGCUCAUGAAGAAGAAAUCCAGCAAAUUCUUGCAGAAACAAGAGAGAAGAUCUUGCAGUAUAAGAGUAAAGUUGCAGAGGAAAUAGAUCUUAAGAGAAAGAUCCAGGUUUUGGAAGAGUCAUUGGAAGAUCAUAAAAAGAUGAAACAUCAAGCUUUGACAGAGUUUGAAGCUUACAAGGAUAGAGUUGAAGACAUGCAGUUAUGUGCAGAGGCCCAGCAUGUCCAGCGUGUAGUAACCAUGUCAAGAGAGGUAGAAGAGAUUAGAAAGAAGUUUGAGGAGAGGCUGCGUAGCUUCAUACAGUUGCAGGUACAGUAUGAGAGAGACAAACGCUCAGCUCUGGACGAUUUGAGAGCAGCACACAGACUAGAGAUCCAAGAGCUUCUGAAGACGCAACAGAAUCAAAAUGCUACUUUAAGUAAAGGGCAGGAGAAGCUAGAGGAGUUGCAUAGGCUGGAACUAGAAGAUUUAAACAGCAAAGUUGAAGAGCUAAGAUUGGAAAGGAAAAAACUCAUUGAGGACUAUGAAGGCAAACUCAGCAAAGCUCAGUCUUUUUAUGAACAUGAACUUGAUGCUUUGAAAAGAUCCCAACUCUUUACAGCUGAAAGCUUGCAUGUAUGUAAAGAAAAAGAAAUGGAGCUAAGAAAAGAGUUUCAAAACCAAGAAGCUAUUUUACGUAAAAACCUGGGAAAACUGAAGACUGAAUUGCAAAUGGUGCAGGAUGAAGCAGCUAGUUUACGAGAAAAAUGCCAAAAGCUUCAAGUAGCACUUGGUACAGCAGAAAACAAUGUUCAGGUUCUUCAAAAACAACUAGACGAUGUCAAGGAGGAAGAAAUAUCACUGUUAAGCAAGCACAAAGAGGUGGAAAGUGAGCUAGCAGCUGCUCGGGAACGCUUACAGCAGCAGGCCACCGAUCUUGUACUCAAAGCCAGCCAUAUUGGGAUGCUUCAAGCUACUCAAAUGACACAGGAAGUUACAAUAAGAGAUGUGGAAACAGAAAAAUCUAGAUUAAAAGAAAAGCUAUCUCAAUUGGAAGAGGAAAGGAAUCUGUUGCAAAGCAAAACACAGAGUCUGGAUGAGAGACAGAGACAGCAGGUUCUGGCACUGGAGAAGAAGGUAAGUGAAGCAAGGGAAUCGCAACGAGAAUACUAUGAGAAGGAGCUUAUAAAACUGCAAACAAGAUUGGAAGGAGAGGCUGCACAGUUAAAGGAGGCUCAUUCUAAGACCUUGGAAGAACUGGCAUGGAAGCAUCAUACUGCAAUUGAGGCUGCACACAGCAAUGCUAACAAGGAUAAGAAAAAGCUACAGAUAGAAAUGGAGCAGCAAUUUGAAAAGGAGAAACUGCAUCUGGAAGAAGAUAAGAAUCAGCUUCGACAGCAGUUGGAAAACCUGAGGGAAGAACUGACAACCAAGCUGACUUCAGCCAAUCAGGAGGUGUGUCUUCUACAAGAUCUAGUCAGAAAAAGUGAACAAGGCCUUGGUACUGCAGAAGGACAUAUCUCCAGUCUCCAGGAAGCCCAAGAAAUACUCCAGAAAGAACUAGAGUUAACCAGAGCAAGGCUGAGAGAGACAACGGAUUCUUUGUAUAAUGUUGAGGGGGAACUAGAACAGGAAAGACAGCAACAUGAGGCAAUGAUUGCUGCUAUGAGAGAAGAGGAAAAGUUCAAAGUUGACAGAAUGGCUCAUGAUUUGGAAAUAAAAUGGACAGAAAAUCUUCGACAGGAAUGUACUAAACUUCGUGAGGAGCUGAGGCUUCAGCAUGAAGAGGAUAAAAAGGCAGCCAUGACUCAGCUCUUGCAACUGAAAGAACGUGAAAAAAAUGCUGCCAGAGACGGAUGGCAAAAGAAAGUGGAAGAUCUUUUAGACCAGCGGCACUGUCUCGGUGAAGCUUUGCAUAAAUCUAUCAGCAAUAUCUCCUUGCUGAAACAGAAUCUGGAGAUGCAACUCUCGCAGUCGCAAAGCUCCUUACAACAGCUGCAGGUCCAGUUUAGUCAGGAACGGCAAAGGCUUACCCAAGAGCUCCAGGAACUGGAAGAAGAGCAUCAACAGAGGCACAAGUCCUUGCAGGAAGCACAUAUCCUUGCUUUUCAGAACAUGGAAGAAACAAAAGAGCAAGAACAAAAGGAACUAGAAGAACAUUUACAACAAAGGCAUGCAGAAGAACUUCAGACACUGAAAGAAACACAUAAGCAAGCCAUGGAAGGUUUCAAAUUAGAAAUGGAACAGGAACUUCAGACUCUUCGAUUUGAGCUGGAAGAUGAAGGAAAAGCUAUGCUAGCUUCCUUGCGCUCAGAGCUAAAUCAUCAACAUGCAGCAGCAAUUGACCAGCUAAGGCAUAAUCAUCAACAAGAAUUGGUAGCUGCUAAAAUGGAACUUGAAAGAAGCAUAGAGCUUGGAAGACGACAGGAAAAGGAAUUUUUAUGCCGAAUAUCAGAUCUACAGGAUGAGCUGAGACACCGAGAUCAUCAUAUAGCAGAACUGGAUAAAGAGAUUCUUAAUCUUCAUGAGAAUAUAAGUGCCCUGACCAAGGAACUGGAGUUUAAGGGGAAAGAAGUUCUUAGAAUACGCAGUGAAUCCAACCAACAGAUCAGGAUACAUGAGCAAGAUUUAAGCAAGAAACAUGAGAAAGAACUGGAUGUCUUGACAGCAGACUACAUCAGAGAGAAACAAAGCAUGCUGGCAGAUUUUAAUAAGACCCAAGAGCUGCUCAAGGAAAUGAAUUCAGCUUUACAAAUUUCUUUAGAAGAAAUGGAAGAAAAAUAUCAAAACAGAGAAUCAAGACCAGAAGAUUUACAGCUUAUUGCAGAAUUGAAAGAUCUGAUUGCAGAGAGAGAUCAACUCAUAAAAAAACUGAUUGAGGACAAAAAAUUCUAUCAACUGGAGCUGGUUAACAGAGAGACUAACUUCAACAAGGUCUUUAAUGCAAGCCCUAACGUUGGUGUUAUUAAUCCACUGGUGAAGCAAAAGAAGAAGAAUGAUAAGUCAACAAACAGGUUUGUGAGUGUUCCCAAUCUAAGUGCUCUGGAAUCUAGUGGAGUGGGCAAUGGACAUCCUAACCGCCUGGACCCCAUUCCUAAUUCACCCAUCCACGAUAUUGAGUUCAACAGCAGCAAACCACUUCCACAGCCAAUACCACCCAAAGAGCCCAAGACAUUUUUGAGCCCUCCUCAGACUGAAGCUUCACCAGUGGCUUCACCAGAUCCACAACGCCAGGAGUGGUUUGCUCGAUACUUCACAUUCUGAGAGAUAGUUUGUUUUUGUGGCACAGCGUGAUGUGGACUGUUUAUAAGAGCAUGACCUUAAAAAAAAUCCUUAUGUGAACAAGCUUUCCUGUAAUAUGUCAAACACUGUGAAUGAGAAAGUAUUUGUCUCUCUGAUUGAAAAUGCACUGUAUUUCAUGUGUUAUUUGUCGGAACCACUUGAUGGUACUAUAUAAUGUGAGUAAUUAUUCCUAUUAUUUUUAUUUAAAAUGAAAGAGUCUUUAAACUUUGUAAUUACUACAUAAUAAAUUUUGGUAGAACAAACUUAACGCUUUCCCCCUUUUUCCUAUGCAUAAGUGUCUUCUUCGGUUUCAGGUACCGUUUUUACCCCAAAGCUAUGUACUGCAUGAUUUCUAGAUAUCAAAAUAAGAUUUCAAUGGAAAAAAAAUUAGAAUAGGGCAAGGAAUGUUUAAUUCAUCCCAAUUUUAUUCUGUUAUUUUGUAGCAUUUUAAAAACUGUCCAUUCCAUAACUUUUUGAGUGGUGAAGCAUUUGAAAUCAGAACGAGUGUAAUUGCUAGCCUUCAAAGCUGAAUGAUUUUGACAAAAGCAUAACAAAAGGGAAAAUGCUUAAUGUUUCUUUUGAACUCUUGACCUACUACUCAUCAGACUUUACCUCUGAGUAAUAAUUGCAGUGUUUUAAUGUUCAAUAUCACCAGCAAUUCUUCUCACAAACUGUAUAAUUAUUUUAUAAUGAUCUGCAAAGGCAAAAUGAUUUUUUGAACACUUGGAAUACUAAACUAAGUAUCACUUAGAAAACCAAGAAUCUCAUUUUGAGGAUGUUCGCCCUCUGAAUAAAAUUCAUGCUUUUAACAAAAUAACCCUAAACCAAUUAUAUACACUACUGUAUGUAAAACUUUCAUUAAAAAGCAAUUUUAUUACAUUCACUCCAUUAAAGAAUUUUUUUUUACCCUUGUAAAAUCAAUCCAUGAAACACAAGAGUUUCAUAGAUUUCAUAGAUAUUAGGGGCUGGAAGGGACCUCAGGAGAGAGGUAGCAAGCCUGAUUCUUCAGUCUGUUACACGCAUCUGAUGCCAGCAUUCUCCCUUGAGAGAAAAUUGCUAUAAGAGAUUGGAGACUCUUAUUUACUGUCUUUAUUAUUUAUAAUUUUUGUUAAUUCACAGAUUACCACACAGUAAUUUACACUGGUAAUCUCAGGGAGAAAAUAGUCUCUUUGUGUUCAUGAAUGUACUUUACAUCUAAAUCUCUGUAUCUUUUAAAAGUGUCAAGGAACUGUUUGCUCUAUUAUUUAAAUAAGGUUUUAGUUGGCACAAACAAAAAAUAUAUCUUCAUUAUUCCCCCUAAAGCUCUAUUUCCCCUUAUGCAAAAGGUAAAUAUCCAGUUGAAGAUGCUCGAUAGUUACAAUAAGUUUUUUAUGUAGUAUAUGUAUAAAUGAAAAAUUUGUAUGUUUUCAUAUAAAUAAUAUAAAAUACUCUAAAUUAAAAUUUUAAAAAUGUUUCUCCUAUAACUCAUUUUGAAAAUUUCACAGAAGCCGCGCUCUGAUGAUGCUGCUAUAGUUUAAAGAAGUGAACAGCAGAUUCUCUGUAGUUGGUGAACUCAGCUGUAGGUAUAUGCAACUUUUUUAAUUGUAGAAGAAAGCCAUAUUGGGCAAAAUGUCAGAUUUCUUGGCUGUUACCCAAAAUAAAAUACACACAAGAUAAUUUUGAUACAUGUUCUGAUGCGAGUGUUGUGUCUUUUCUUCCCUGUCUUGCCACUGUUGUUAAAAGAGUACUGCAUCUUUGCUGGAUCAGCCCCCUUUUAAUUAGAGCAUUAAGUUCCAUAGCCAUAAGUUUUUGCUUGUGAAAUAUAUAGUUAUAAAUAACAAUUAAAAGAAAAUAAUCUUUCAUG